Messenger RNA from Dacryopinax primogenitus, 861 nucleotides. RefSeq names its product Pkinase-domain-containing protein. The record is from RefSeq and is a predicted model, not a curated record. Lineage: Eukaryota; Fungi; Basidiomycota; Dacrymycetes; Dacrymycetales; Dacrymycetaceae. Gene Ontology annotation, biological process: protein phosphorylation. The annotation marks the transcript as partial. The transcript is spliced from 4 exons. Gene Ontology annotation, molecular function: protein kinase activity; ATP binding.
AUGGCGGUAGCACCACAGCUGCCUUUACCUACUACAAACCAACCGGUCACACAACUUUUUCGCAAACUUGAGACGGUAGGGAAAGGCGCCUACGGGAGUGUACACCGCGGCAUCCAUAUUCCAUCAGGAUGCGUCGUCGCCCUCAAAAUCAUCAAUCUCGACACCACGGAUGAUGUUAGCGAGAUACAAGGGGAGAUUGCGUUAUUGAGCCGAUUGAACGGCGGGGAUCAGUGCAAUGUGACUCGGUACUGGGGAUGCUGGUUAGAAGGAGCAAAUGUGUGGAUUGCGAUGGACUACGCAGCCGGUGGAAGCAUCCGGACACUUAUGAAAGCUGGCAAGAUAGAAGAACGAUACACGGCGGUUGUGAUACGAGAAACACUCGUCGGCGUGUCUUUCUUGCACCGUCAAAACAUCAUCCAUCGAGAUAUAAAAGCUGCAAAUAUUCUGCUGACCUCUGCUGGACGGGUCAUGUUAUGCGACUUCGGAGUGUCAGCACUCCUGCCCUCAGCCAACAGCAAGCGGAUGACCAUGGCUGGCACGGUACUCUGGAUGGCUCCUGAGGUGAUCAGCCCGUCCUCAUCAUACGACACGAAAGCGGACAUUUGGUCUCUGGGAAGCACUGUCUACGAGAUCGCUACAGGCGAUCCACCUAUGCGUGCUAACCCCUUCGUCGUGAUGCCGAACACACCACCACCGGUCCUUCCUCCACAAGCGGGAAGCGAGGAGAUGAGAGAAUUCGUUGCAGCUUGUCUGAGGGAGAAGCCAAGUGAUCGUUUGACAGCUGAUGAUCUCCUCAAACACAAGUGGUUGAAGCCGUAUGCCAAGAAGCCCGUAUCGUUGCUCAAGGAGCUUAUCCUUCGC